AUGAUGAGGCCCAGACCCUUCGGUUCCGGUGUGGCGUCGGCGGCCGCGGCCGAGGCUUCGGUGGGCGCGGGGUGCCGCGGAGGCUGGGCGUGGAGGCCGAGGCCGAGGGCGCGGCCGGGGCAGCGCGUGAGGGUCAGGGGGGAGCCUGGCCCCCACGCGGCCGCGGCGGCGGCGGCGAGCGCCGUGCACGCGGAGCCCGACCACGGCGUGCGGUCCCGCCCGUUUGGGCUGCCCCGCGCGGGAUUCGGGUCGGACCUGGAGGCGGGCAUCGAGAAGGUCAUCUACGCUUGCCGCUUCAUGGCCUUCCUCGGCAUCGCCGGAUCUCUCGCCGGAUCGGUCCUCUGCUUCCUCAAGGGCUGCACUUUUGUGAUGGACGCCUUCGUGGAAUACUACUUGCGCGGUGAUGCAAAGGUGGUGCUCAUGCUGAUUGAAGCCAUUGAUAUGUAUCUCAUCGGCACGGUCAUGUUUGUCUUCGGGACGGGCCUGUACGAGCUGUUCAUCAGUAACAUGGACAUCGCAAAACAGUCCCAUGACCGCUCCAGCCUCUUUGGCUUGUUCAAGCUUCCGGAACGGCCCAAGUGGCUGGAAAUCCGCUCGGUGAGUGACCUCAAGACAAAGCUGGGUCAUGUAAUCGUCCUGGUUCUGCUGGUUGGCAUCUCCGAGAAGAGCAAGAGGGUGACCAUCACGUCGUGUACUGACCUCUUCUGCUUCGCUGGAUCUAUCUUCCUCUCUUCAGGUUGCCUCUACCUACUAUCCAAGCUCGGUAGCACCAAAGGAGGGAGUCAUGCCUGA
Triticum turgidum subsp. durum (durum wheat) is the source of this 792-nucleotide messenger RNA. Lineage: Eukaryota; Viridiplantae; Streptophyta; Magnoliopsida; Poales; Poaceae. The record is from the annotation of a GenBank genome assembly.